UCGACUGUCCGCACAUGUAAACUGAAAAACCUGCGGCGCAUGAAUCAGUUAAGGAGUGUUACUCAGUUUACAGAAUGAAAGAUACGCCGUUGUCUAACUGCGAGCGGGAUUUCUUGCUCAAAGGAAUCGCAGAGAAAAAGCGUUUGGAUGGCCGGCAGACCUACGACUACAGACGCUUAAAGAUAACGUUUGGGACGGACUAUGGAUGUUGCUUUGUUGAUCUCGGAAAUACCAGGGUCAUGGCCCAGGUAUCUGGUGAGCUGAUUGUCCCCAAAGAGAAUCGUCCAAAUGAAGGAAUGAUGUUCUUCAACUUGGAACUGUCACCCAUGGCCUCACCCUCAUUUGAGAUGGGCAGGCAGUCUGAUCUAUUAGUGACAUUAAACAGGCAGCUGGAGAGAUGCUUGAGAAACUCCAGAUGCAUGGAUACUGAAUCCCUAUGUGUGAUUUCCGGAGAAAAGGUGUGGCAGAUCAGAGUGGACGUUCAUAUCUUAAAUCAUGAUGGAAAUCUGAUGGAUGCUGCCAGCAUAGCCGCCAUUACCGCUCUUUGCCACUUCAGACGUCCCGACGUCAGUAUUGAAGGAGGAGAAGUGACCGUGUACCAUCCUGAAGAAGAAAGAGACCCUAUUCCCCUGAAUAUCGUACACAUGCCGAUCUGUGUCAGCUUCUCUUUCUUCCAACAGGGGACCUACCUGCUCGUCGACCCAUGUGAGCGAGAGGAGCGUGUGAUGGACGGCCUACUGAUGAUCGCCAUGAACAAACACAGAGAGAUCUGCUCUAUCCAGUCCAGCGGGGGCAUCAUGUUGCUCAAAGAACAGGUUCUGCGAUGCACUAAGAUUGCCAGCCUCAAAGUUUCUGAGAUCACAGAGCUUAUCAGCACAGCCCUUGAGAAUGACAAGAAUUCCAGGAAAGAGGGUGGUAGUUGUGGUUUUGCAGAGUCUUUGCCCCAGGAGCGAAUCACAGCCUUGAAAAUGGACAUAACUCCUGUAGAGAUGACGGAUGUCAGAGAACGAGCCAAUGACAUCGUCCAGAGUGUUGAGGCCCCACCCCAAACGGUGCCAUCUCCUGUGCUUCCCACGCCCGGCAUCGGGCAGGUGGGUGAGGACCUUGAAAAUGCCUGGGGACUGUUGGAGGAUGAGGAGAGUGAGGAAGAAGGGCAGAUGGACUCAUCAGAGGAAGAAGUGAAAGUGAUGGAGGAGGAGGAUGGAAGUAGGAAAGACAAACAGAAGGGAGACGUGUUGGUAAUAUCAGACAGUGAGGAAGAGGAAGUGGUUAUACUUAAUCCAGAAAAUCCAAAGGCAGCUACCGAGUAAGGGCUUCCAGAAGAUGGAUUGUACACCCAGCAGCAGCAGCAAAAUGCUCAGAAUCCAGUUCCCAUCAACAGGAGGCAGUAACGUCCAAGAAAAAGAAAUCAAAGAAGAAAUGAGGAUGAAAAAUGGAUUACCUGAGGAUUGUCGGCCCACUGUAAUUCAAUGAAAUUAAUAAAGAGUCAAUUUGAACAAUACUAAGGCCCUUUUAUCACAGUUCCCAGAAACUGUGGUGGGUUUUACAGAGGGGGCAGACUGGAUAAAAGAAAAGUCAUUGCAAGAUAGCUCAAGUUUUGAACAUUUCUCUUUGUGUAAAAAAGUAUUUGACAUGUGUUCUGUAUUUAGUUUUUUUUUUUUUUUACAUAAAAUGUCAGUAGCAUUUUCAUGAAAACGGCUCUCAA
This is a messenger RNA of Lampris incognitus (smalleye Pacific opah), 1705 nucleotides long. It is a transcript of the gene exosc9, whose product is annotated as exosome component 9. Gene Ontology annotation, cellular component: nuclear exosome (RNase complex); cytoplasmic exosome (RNase complex). The record is from RefSeq and is a predicted model, not a curated record. Lineage: Eukaryota; Metazoa; Chordata; Actinopteri; Lampriformes; Lampridae. The transcript has 12 exons. The coding region runs from base 75 to 1310 and encodes 411 amino acids. Gene Ontology annotation, biological process: nuclear polyadenylation-dependent mRNA catabolic process; U1 snRNA 3'-end processing; TRAMP-dependent tRNA surveillance pathway.